UUGAGGAAGGACAUCUAGACUUUUCCAGACUUCUUAAUUUCAUCUAAGAAAACGCACAGCAUUUUUUUUCUCACUACAAAGUUUUAUUGUGGCCUCUAUGUGCUACUGUUGAACUUUGGAUGCGCCCGGGGGCUCGUCCAGGGCGCCUAAACGUGCCUGUUUCCAGUCCCUCUACUGAUGCCCCCCUUUCCGUCUGACUCGCCGUGAAUCAUGUCACGCCGGAAACAGAAGCGUCCCCAGCAUCUCGUUAACGCGGAUCCGGGGGGCCCAAAACUACUUGCUCACGAUGACCACCUGGGCUUAAAGUCACCCUCUACAUCUCUUGGCUCCGAACUAACCUCAUCCGGAUCAUCUUCCUCAUCUCCCACCUCCAUUCAGGACUGCCAGCCACCGCUGGCCCCACGCCCGUCCCCUGGUGGGCUCCACGCGCCAUCUUUGCCCAGCGAGAGUUCACCUCCUCCCCAUUGGCCCAACAACAUUGCACCCUUCACCACAUCUCUGCCCAACACGCACUCCUCCCUCUCCCCUGACUUCCCACACCCCUCUCUGUCCUCCCAAACCCACUCGCCACCUGCUUUGGGCCAAACCUCUAGUUGCAAUCAAGGAAACUCCCAUUCAUCCAUGACGUCUCCACCAAUGGCCAACUCCGCUAUGACCACAACUUCUUCCUCUUCCUUAUCCUCUAAUUGUGUGCCAUCCCACCGUGACAGCACAAGUCCUGGACCGCUGCAAGCAUCCGACUCUCCAGGGCAGGACCAACUCCAAGUGCCCCCAACUUUGGCAGUGCUUUUGGAGGAGCUGCGAGUUUUACAACAGCGCCAAAUUCACCAGAUGCAGAUAACAGAGGAGAUAUGUAGGCAUGUUUUAAGGCUUGGAGGGGCUGUUUUUGGUCAGCAAAAUGGCACACAAGUUAAUGGUUCAGACAGUACCCAGAAAUCUUCAAGUGAAGCCUCUGCAUCACCAACUCAUCCCUCAACGGCCACUCCUAUAACUACAACAUCCUCUCUUUUAACUGGGCUACCAUCCUCUCUAUUUCCUCAACCGCCUACAUCCAAGCCAAGCAGUGCCAAUGGAACUAGAGCUUCAUCAUCUUCUACCUCAUCCACUAUUAGCUCCUCUGUUGCCUCCUUACACCCGCUGUCCUUGUCUUUAGGCCUGCCACCACAAUACCUUCAUGAAAAAUCACCCAACUCUUUGGCAUUUGGUCAUAGUAAUGGCAUAAGUUUUCGAACACCUGUCCCCACUACUAGCAAUUCGCAGGAACACCAACCCAGCUCCUCAUUGGGCUCUGGGUCAUCAUCCGGGCGCCCCCAGCAUGUGUGCCGCUUCUGUGGGAAAGUGUUAAGUAGCGAUUCCUCUCUUCAAAUCCACCUGAGAUCACAUACAGGAGAGAGGCCCUACCAGUGUCCAGUUUGCUUGAGCCGUUUCACAACCAGGGGAAACCUCAAAGCCCAUUUCCUGCGCCACAGAGAGCAGAAUCCAGAAUUAUCCCUCUCUCUGUUGCCGCCGGCCCUGUCUGAGCAGACACCAAGUGGCUCAGCUACUGGCAGCGUUCACAGGAGGCGGAAGCGGAGGGCUGAGGAUGAUGAGGCUUAUAAUGGAGUUAAAGGCAGUAUUCCUGGGAUGACAGAGAACAUGGCCUUGGGGUUCCUGUCAGGAGGAACAUCACGGCCCUCGCCCUCCUCCCUACCAUUGCCACCUUCAGUUGACAUGGCGCUACUCUCCACGGCGCAUUCGCUUUUACAGUUGAAUCGAGCCUCAGUAGCAGCUAGCGGUUCGACCACUGCCCUGCCAUCGUCCUCUUCAUCCACAUCCUCUUCGCCAUCAGCAAGGAGUGCAAAACAGCAGCGAUUUGAUGAAAACACCCCCCCACACACCAGCCUCCAGUCCCCAUACUCCCAGCUGGCCCAGCUUCCUAAAAUCCUCUUCCCUGGUGGGACCUCUCCUCACCACCUUGCACUUCUUCGACCACCAGGCCACCUGGCUGGGCCCCACCAACUGCCCUUCCCAUUCCCACCUUUCCCUAAGCCAUCAACCUCCUCCUCUGGUUCUCCUACUACCUCUAACCAAACCUCCGACACCUCCAAGUUGCAACGUCUGGUUCAGAAACUAGAGAAGCAACCACAGGGGGGCUCCUCUUCAUCUUCCCCCUCCACUUCCUCACAAACAGCUGAAGCCAAUGGUGAUGUGAACGGCCAGGACCUAUCCACAAGUGCGUAUCGGAGAGAGAUGUUAGCGGCUCUUGGUCUUAGCCCGAGUGUAAAUGCCACUAGUCAGGGAGGCUUGAGCAGUGCACCUUCUCUGCCCACCGCACCCUCUCCUAACCAGUGCGGAGUCUGCCUGCGUGUCCUCAGCUGUCCCAGAGCCUUGCGUUUACAUCAAGCCACGCAUUUAGGAGAACGGCCAUUUCCCUGUAAGCUCUGUGGUCGUUCCUUCUCCACCAAGGGCAGCCUGAGAGCUCAUCUUGCCACUCACCGUGCCCGUCCACCAAACGCACGUGCUCUUAACUCCUGCCCCCUAUGCCCACGCAAGUUCACAAAUGCUUUGGUCCUUCAGCACCACAUCCGCUUGCACCUUGGAGGUCAAAUCCCACCUGAUGAAGAGGUGCCACUUGAAGAUAGCUUAGAAACAGAGAACAUUGGUUUAGUUGAUAGUGUGAAUGACAUGUCAUCUAAAGACCAGGUUCUUCCUCUGGCAUUAACUAAAGGACCACGAUCUCCAGCUACCUCAGGGUCUAAACAGGCUGCUGAUCUAACAUCAAUGAAGGAAUGUGAAGGUUCAGUUGUAAGUGUUAGCUCACCUCUGACCCAAAACCCCUCCUCAGCAGGAGACGAGGAACCCCCAGUGGAUAUUGGCCCUAAUAACUUUUCUCCAUACUCUGAAAAGGAGGCAAAUGGUGACUUAAGCAGCACUGGCUCAAUGACUGCACCUUCAACAAGCGCUAAUACAGCCAUUGACAAUGGAGAAGAUGCUCCUCUGUCCUUAUGUGUUUCCAAAUCUACUAUCGACAGAGAAAAGAUUCUCAAAGAAGUUAGUAAUGAUGAAGCCAGCUCAGCAAAAGAGCCCACCAAUAAUACAUCACUCACCCCUCCUGCUAGUCCCAGUAACAUUCCAGAAUCUGAAGAAAAGGUAGAGAAAGGUUCAUCCACAAAUGGGAUCAAAGCGGAGGAUCAAAAAGCACAAGAGGACAGUCAAACAGAGGAGGGGAGUAGCAAUGUGGCCCCUCCACCAACACAGACGGCCCGCCAGGACAAGCCCUACAGCUGCUCCCAGUGUGGCAAAGCUUAUGCCAGCAGAAGCGGGCUAAAGGGGCACAUGAAAAGCCACCCUGGAGUCUCCCUGAGCACCCCUACUAAGGUUCAGCCUCAUGAAACUGAGGAGGAGCCCAAUGCAGACAUAGUCAAACCUGGGACCCGGCCUGAUGAAAAACAGGUAGAGGCUGAAACUCCUAAAGGUGACAACAUUAACUCUGUCCCAGCUACAGUGAGCUCAAAUGGGACUGAAGAGCCCAUGGACAGAACUGUGUAAAAAAGCAAGCAUAAUUGAAUGCUGGAGUCCUAAUGUAUCCUGACAAGGGAAUGUAUGUUAAAACACUAGAAUGAUAUUCAUUUUUAGGUUUAUUCAUUUGUAAUAUGUGUUUAUCUUUGAUAUUAGCUGG
This is a messenger RNA of Periophthalmus magnuspinnatus, 3658 nucleotides long. RefSeq names its product sal-like protein 4. Gene Ontology annotation, molecular function: DNA-binding transcription factor activity, RNA polymerase II-specific; RNA polymerase II cis-regulatory region sequence-specific DNA binding. NCBI's taxonomy places the organism in Eukaryota, Metazoa, Chordata, Actinopteri, Gobiiformes, Gobiidae. The transcript has 3 exons. The record is from RefSeq and is a predicted model, not a curated record. The coding region runs from base 211 to 3528 and encodes 1105 amino acids. Gene Ontology annotation, biological process: regulation of transcription by RNA polymerase II. Gene Ontology annotation, cellular component: nucleus.